This is a messenger RNA of Quercus lobata, 2888 nucleotides long. RefSeq names its product disease resistance-like protein DSC1. Gene Ontology annotation, molecular function: ADP binding. Lineage: Eukaryota; Viridiplantae; Streptophyta; Magnoliopsida; Fagales; Fagaceae. The transcript is spliced from 8 exons. Gene Ontology annotation, biological process: defense response. The record is from RefSeq and is a predicted model, not a curated record. Bases 1 to 2121 code for a protein of 706 amino acids.
AUGCUAGGGAUUCAUGGUCUUGGGGGAGCAGGUAAAACUACAAUUGCAAAAGCUGCUUAUAAUAGAAUUUUUAAUCAUUUUGAUAGGAGCUGCUUUCUAGAGAAUGUUAGAGAAAAGUCAUGGACAACCAAUGGCAUAAUCCAACUACAAGAGACACUUCUUUCUAUGAUAUUACAAGACACAUAUUUAAAGGUGGACAAUGUUCCCAAAGGAAUUGAACUGAUAAUGGAUAGGCUUUGUCAUACAAGGCUUCUUUUAAUUCUUGAUGACGUGGAUGAAUCGAUCCAUAUAGAAAAUUUGCUUGGAAGAUGUGACUGGUUUAGUUCGGGAAGUAGAAUUAUUAUAACAACAAGAUACAAACAAGUGCUAACCACUCUUGGAAAAGAUCAUCUAGCUUAUGAGGUUAAGAAAUUGAAUCAAUGUGAAGCUCAUGAACUCUUCAGCUGGAAUACCUUCCAAAUGAAUAAACUAGGGGAAGACUAUUCAAAAGUUGCAAAGCAAAUUAUACAUUAUGCCAAUGGUCUUCCAUUAGCACUAACAAUAAUAGGUUCUGAUUUGUGUGGAAAAAGUAUAGAUAAAUGGGAAAAUGCAUUAGAAAAGGAAAUCGUUCAACAAGAAUCUGAACAACCUGAAAAUCGUAGCAGGAUAUGGUGUUAUGAGGAUGCUUAUGAAGUGCUAACUAAAAAUUUGGGGUCUGAUAAACUUCAAGCAAUGAUAUUGCACUCACCAAAACCAGUAACUAUAAAAUUGCAAAGUGAACCUUUUGAAAGGAUGAAAAAUCUUAAAUUUCUUUUAGUUAAAAACGUACACAUCUGUGAAGAAUUUCAAUAUCUCCCUAAUGGGUUACGGUUACUUGAAUGGCCUGGAUUUCCUUUUUCCUGGCCAUCUAAAUAUUGUCCUCAAAAGCUUGUUGCACUCAAUAUGGGAAGGAGUAAUCGCAUUAGAAUGGAGACAAUAUUCAAGCAGGGUAUCCAAUUUAAAAUUUUAAAACUUAUCAAUCUUAAGGAGUGUAACUCCAUUAUAGAAUUCCCUGAAUUGUGUGCCCCAAACCUAGAGACACUGAACCUUUCUUUUUGUAAAAAAUUAGUUAUGGUUCAUGAGUCCGUUGGAUUUCUUGAUAAGCUAUGGAAAUGGGACCUCGCAUUCUGUGAUAGUCUUCAAAAUCUUCCAAACAACCUCAGGUUGAAAUCGCUCAAAGAGUUUAAUCUUUCUGGAUGCUUUAAGCUUGAAAAAUUCCCCAAUAUUCAUCCAGAAAUGAAACGUUUAAAGAAUUUAGAUUUAUCUCUAAGUGGCAUUAGGGGGUUGCCCUCAUCAAUCGGGUAUCUUACUGCAUUAGAAAGCCUUGAUAUACAAAAUUGCAAGCAGCUACGACAAAUUUUGAGGCUUCCACAAUUUAUAAAACGUGUAGAAGCAAGUAACUGUCCGUCAUUAGAUGCACAAUCCUCAAGCAGAUUAUUGAAUCAGAUUGGAGAAAUUAUAUGUGAAGGAGAAAGAAGCUACAUAUUUGUGGAUCCACCGUCAUUAUUAAGUAGAUAUUUGUUCCUUGAUGAUACGGAUAAGCGUACUUUCAAAAUUAGGGGAGAUUUCUUCUGUUUGGAUGAUACGGAUAAUCGUAGUUUUAGAGUACCAGGUACAGAGAUUCCAAGGUGGUUGGAUUCCAAGCAUCAAAAUAUUGGAAAUUCCAUAUCAUUCCGUGUUGGUCGCAAAUUUCCAAAUGUUUUUGCCGUCUAUUUCGCUUUUGGACAGGUGCUGGAAUUAUCCUUGAGUCCAGGUUUUGGUUUCUGGGUUUACCUCUCCAUUAAUGGUUUUGAAAAAGUUUGGAUUAAUAGCAUUUCGCUUCGUCGUUAUGCUUCUGAUACAGUGUGGAUAUUUUCUAGAUCACAUCUCAAAUUACAGAAGCUAUUGAAUGAAUCAAAUCCAUCUGAUUACAAUCACGUUGAGGUUACAUAUGAAUGGGACAACAACAAUGGUUCUUUUGAGCUUAGAAGGUGGGGGUUCAAUGUAGAAUGUAUCUGUUGUCCUCAAAAAUCUAGUAUUUCGUCUUCAAUGGCCCUUACCCUUGUUGACAAUGAUUCUGACUCCAAUCUGAAUCUACCAUUAAAGAAGAGGAGAAAAUAUUGAUUGAAUUCAGAAGAUAUAUGCUAAGGUUUGUUUCUCUCUCUCUGCCCCCCGGGCUUUUGGACCCUGAGUGUUUCUUGCUCUUGAAUUUUCUAUUUGAAGAAGCUCCUCUAUGGUUGAUGUAAUCUUCCAUUGAAAUUCCCAAGUUAGAUGAAUUGUCUGAUGGUUCAGUUGGGAAUUCUACUACUCCAUCAAGGGCACCUAAAUCUGCUACCAGAAAAUUUAUGGCUAAUGAUUCUAUUCUUUAUGGCAGAUAACUCGAGGAAUUUGUUGAGCUUCAGAGCUUGGGACUGAAACCGAGCAGUAGUUCCCAACUAGAGCCAUGCUUGACUCAUGUUUACGGUGGGUCUUAGCAUUGGAACGGAGAAAUAAUUUUAAAUUUGUAGGAGUUGGAAAAAACAAAACAAGUCAUCUUUAGUUUUUGUUGUAGUUAGAUUUUGAUUUUUGUCAAUGGAUAGCUAAUUAUGAUUUUGGGCCAGUUGAAUAUAAAACUACCCUGAUUUUAGUCAAUUGAUAACUAAUUAGUUGUAGUAUAUCAUGACAUAAGCUUCCACAAAUUCAAUGAUACCAUUAGUCUCUCUUUCAUGAUCUGAUCUAUCAUUCUUUAUGUGAGAAUUGUAAUUCAAAUAUAUGCUAUAAUGUAAUGUGACCUGUCAUGUUCCUAGAGCUAUAGGAGUUGAAGCAACUUCAUGAACAUGAUCCAAAAUUUUGUACCAUGCAGCUUCUAAUGAAUGUCUGUUUGUAAAAAUAUUCUAAAUUAUUAUGUGGAU